Motacilla alba alba is the source of this 6533-nucleotide messenger RNA. RefSeq names its product D-aspartate oxidase (gene DDO). Gene Ontology annotation, molecular function: D-amino-acid oxidase activity; FAD binding. Bases 4171 to 5196 code for a protein of 341 amino acids. The record is from RefSeq and is a predicted model, not a curated record. The transcript has 5 exons. Lineage: Eukaryota; Metazoa; Chordata; Aves; Passeriformes; Motacillidae.
GUGGGCAAAAAUAUGUUUAACACUAGUCAUGCAUUAUAAAUGUAGGAAAAUCAGGGUGAGUUGAUUUCUUCCUCUUAAAUAUUCAUAGGUUUUUUAAAAUCCUCUUGCAAGAGAGCACUGAGUUUGAGAGCAAAUGCUUCUGUUCCUAUGGAGCAUAUUUUCAUUUCAGUGCUCAUAAGAAGAAUUAAUUUUCAUAGUUUCUUACUUCAGUUCACAAGUCCUUUUAUGUUUGUAUUUGUCAUCCUUAUCUUAGUGCAAAUUUUUUGUGCUCGUCAAUGUCUUUGGAGUUACACAAUGGUUCUAUGAGAUAAUGAAUUAGAGUCCUUAUCUGUCUUAACUGCUGGUCACUAUUGCCUGAUGGCAAAUGUUUUUGUCUGAAAUUUGAUAUCCAGUUUUAUUAGACAGUCUUGCAAUUUGUUAAGAACAUACCUUUCUGGGUUAAAUAUAACAAUAAGAGCAACUAUUGUUAGUUUAAUGCUAACUAAGGAAAAAUAGUAAGUACAUGUGUUUGGUAUUUCAAAAUUGUAUUUUUAAGCUGUAUGAAAAGAUGUAUUUUCUACUUUAACAGCUUCAUUCAAUUUCUCUGUGCAAAAUUCUGUAAUUUAACCAACUAUGUAGAAAAAAAAUGCUAUGCAAAUCAUGUGGGGUCGUCAUAUGCUUUGGGUGGUACCCUGAAUGUCUGAACAAGGGGUGAAGCCUCCCUGAAGGCUGAGGGCUUUUGUGUAGUGGCUCUGUGGAAAGACAAAUGGCCUGACAUCCCAGCUCUGGCAUGGAGUGAAAGACUUACUGGCAUUCUCCUGUGUCUUCCACUGGUUUAUUUUACCAACCCCUUAGGUGCAGUCACUUAGGAAGCCUCUCUGGCAUCGGGCUCAGCAGUGUGCAUGGCCUGUGAGUGCCUUUUGGAAAGGCUUAGGAAAAGGUGAGCUCACUUGUGCCAUGGACUCUUGGUCCAGAAAGGCAUUUGUGACUGCAAAAAGGAGGCUCUGGAUUCAUCCUACACCCUAUACAAACAUCUGAAAAAUGUCUGUCUGAAUCCUAGAACAGAUUUCUGAGGGAUAUAUUAGACACAAGGACUAAAAAGAAAAUAGUGCAUUGACAAAAACUGAGUUUAUUCUAUCAGGGAAAAUUCUAGUCAAUGCUGACAAUUACUUACCUCUCACAGGAAGAAAGACUAAAACACAUCUAUGUUCUGAUAGCCCAAUAAUUUUGUACAAGAUUCUGUACUACAUCAAGUGUAUCUUUGGGUUACAUGGGGGAAGUAUGUACUCAUAGGAAAUUUUGUUUGCCCAGAAUUUGUGGAUUUAAUACAAUAUAUUUUAAUGGGUUUUUUUAAAAUGUGUAUUUAUUAUCUGCAAUUAUGUGCAAGAAUAAAGUCAGACACACAUUUUUUAAUCUUUACACCUUUACCUGAUUUAAUGAACUUCUAUCACCAACUCUUCAUUUGGUUCACACUCCCUUAAAGAAGCCUGGCUGAUGUUUUGGCAUUCCAUGGAGAUCCUACGGUUUAGGAUGGCAAAUAUCAUGUGUGUGUCUUUUCCCUGUUUGUCUUUGCAGGUGUAAACCAAGAUCUGGGUAAUGUGUUAAGUGCUGACUGUGACAAAGGGUGCAUUAAAAAUGUGACGUGUUUUGCAUUUCAGUUGCAGGAAAAACAUGAUUCUUUCUUGCCUUUGUUUGUGUAAGCUGACUGUAGCAGUAGUCCCUCAGACAUGUUCAGUAGUGACAAAAGUAGCUGCAGAUACUGAGGAAUGGAUAUGAGUUACCAGAAGAGAAAGUAGGUGACCACAGGAAUGACAGAACAACGUACUUGUAAGCACGUGGCGUUCAGUGCAUGUGAAGACUAACUAUGGCUUCCCCAUGCAGGAACUGGAGUGGGCUGACAGUGCAAGGAAAAUAAGAAUUGCAGCAAUUCAUAGCUCUAUUGUUAUUUGUCCCCUUAGAGUGAAUUGGGAACCAAUUUAUUCUUCACUUCCCUGAAAUCUCUAAUUAGUGCAAAUGAUUCAACUUUACAUGCGUAUUUUAUUAAUCUUGUGUUUUCUGAUCAAGUUACACUCAUUGCUUUGCUUCAUCAUUUGCGUUUUGAAGGCUUAAUGCAUACUUGCCAGGUGAUGUACGUUCCUCUCUGAGAGUAACUGGAGUGAAUGCUCCAAAUAGUUGCUGCAAAAGCUGAGAAAUUUGAAUCAAGCCUGAAAAACUGAUUUCAAGAGCACUAAGUUCAAUCAAGCUGAGAAAAAUCAAGCCUAAGAAGUAUAUACUUCAUAUGGGAAAAUAUCCUUUUUAGUAUGACUGAUAUAUAAACAGUGAUUACAGAUUCCAGUUUCUGGCCAAAACAACACUUUCAAAAAUAUUACUAGCCUAGAUUUAUAAAUAAUCAGAAGUAAUAGGGAAUAUCUCAUUUAGUGACAAACCCACUCUUCUGUCUCUGCAUUCCUGGCUAACAUACAAGCCAUGGAUACUGCUGGGGUAUUUGUUGCAGAUAAGUUGGAUUCAGCUAUGGAAUGCUCACAGACAUUUAGUUAUUAACAUUGCCUCAUAAUCUUCCACAUGGAGAUGAACAGACUUGCAUAGGAAUAAGAACAAAACAGCUUCAAGGAGUGAUUCUUGUAAAGAUUGUCUCCACAGUCUCACUGCCAGUGAUGAGAUUAAAAAGUGGUUUUGACUGAGGUAAUCAGGAACAUGGCAAAACAACCAUCCUAAAUGGUUGGGCUAUCUCUCAGUAAAUAUUUUCACAAAGCUUUUCAAUAGGAAUGUCAUCGCUGCUGGGGUCUUCCUCACGGAGAGAGAAUUCCCCCAGACGUAAGUAAAUAACAUGGGACAACAGCAAAAUGAGGCACAGCUGAAACUCCUUGCUGAAAUUGUAACUUGCCAUGGACACUGAUGCUUGACUUGAACUGGUUAACGAAGUGGCAGAUAAAUGGUGCAUGCCAUUCACAAGAUCUGAAAUAGGUCAGCACUGCUGUUGUUCAGAGAGGUCAUUUCUGCCCAUUGUUAUGGCUCUGUUCAGGAUAGCACACAAGCAAAGGGAAUGCUAAGGUAAAAGGAAACACUUCUUAAGCACUGCUCAAGCUGUGUUGGUGGUGUGCUGGGAUGCCACUACCAGUCGUGGUUCAGGAAGAGCUCCAAGUACAAUCAAGGCUGUGUUUGUUCUGUGCCAGAAGGCUGGCAGUUUCUUCCCAAACACACAAAUCACGACUUGCACUUUACCAAACACAAUGUGUCUGUUCACCUUUGCAAAGUACUUUAGCCCAUAGAAGAUUCUUUUCAAUAACAUUAUUAUUAGAAUUGGUAUCCCAAAUGAGCUUGAAUUUCCUGCAUCUUAUUCUCAGGAAAAAACACACUGAGAAUUCCCUGAAACAUUCAGACUUGCAUAAACAUCUGUCACAGAAUGUUUUGAUCCAAAUCAUUCAAAUCAUUCAAGUUCUAAGCAAUAAGCAGUAGAAUCUCAGGAGGAGAAGUAGCAGGCAGUUUUUAUGUUAGCUGGAACUGCAACCUCUGUUUAUAUUUGUAGAUUUCCAUAUGUGAAGGAUCCUUUCCAAACCUAUUACAGAUACCCUACAAUGACUUAAGACCAGUGUUCAUUUUACAAUACAGCAAGCCCAUCAAAAAUUUAACUUCUAAACAAGCAAAGCCAACCUCUGCUCCUCUGCUGCCUUCCCUGUCUUAAUCCCCUAUUUUCAGAACACUCAGAAAAAUCAAACCAUACUAUAAUUUGGGAGAAUUAUGCCUUAUUCCUGUCACUGUUGAAGGGAAAAUCCUUUAAAAAAUUAUGUAUCUUAAAGAUCAGUGAAGUGCAAUGUAUCAUGGCUUCAGUUUUCAGAGCACAGCUAGAUUGGGAGGCAAGAACAAUCCACCGUGUGUGGUUCAUGCUGUUGCUGUUCAUACAGAUACCCUUUGCAUGGCUGCUGGUCUGAAUUCAAAUGGCUACAGAGAAAAGGCACCUGCUUGAAAGAUCCUUUGCAAAUGCUGUUCGACAGGGCUGGAGGGGAGUGGUCGGCAAACAUUCUCCAGCUGAGAGUGUUCAGGGACGAAUGCUCAGGCUGUCAAAUAUUAGCCAAAACAUCCUGCCAACGGCUAAUGCCCCGGAGGCAAUACACCGGGGUGUACGACACGCAGUUUCAUCCUAGAGCUCCUGCAGAGAGGUAGGAGCCUCUCUCCUCUCUCUGCAUCCUGGAGAUGGCCUCACCCAAGGUUGCAGUGGUGGGCGCGGGAGUCAUCGGCCUGUCCACAGCAUUGUGCAUCACAGAGACUUGUCCCAGCUGCUCUGUGACGGUCCUUUCGGACCAGUUCAGCCCCAACACAACGAGUGAUGUGGCAGCUGGGAUGCUCAUCCCUCACAUCUACCCAGACGUGCCGAUCCACAGGCAGAAGCAGUGGUUCCAAGAGACCUUCACUUACCUUUUUGCCAUCAGCAACUCAGCUGAGGCAUCAGAGGCUGGCAUUCACCUGGUCUCUGGUUGGCAGAUCUUUAAAAGCAUUCCCAAGGAAGAGUUACCUUUCUGGUCAGAUAUUGUGCUGGGAUUUCGACCAAUGUCCGAAGCAGAACUCCAAAAGUUCCCUCAGCACCGAUUUGGUCAGGCCUUUACAACCCUGAAAUGUGACUGCCCACCCUACCUGCUGUGGCUGGAGAAAAGGUUGAAAGCAACUGGCACCCAGAUGUACACCAGGAAAGUGGCAGACUUGUGGGAGCUGCACAGUGAAUACAACAUCGUUGUCAACUGCACAGGCAUGGGAGCCCACCAGCUGGUGGGGGACAAGCAGCUCUUCCCUGUCAGGGGACAAGUACUCAAGGUUCACGCUCCUUGGGUGACACAAUUCAUCCGGGAUGGAGAUGGCUUAACUUACAUCUACCCAGGGAUACGUAGGGUGACCCUGGGGGGAACCAGGGAAAAGGGGAGCUGGAGUCUCUCCCCUGAUGCUGGCACUACUAGAGACAUCUUUGACAGAUGCUGCUCCCUUGAGCCCUCACUGCAGGGAGCUCAGGAUAUUGAGGUGAAGGUGGGCCUGAGGCCAUCCAGGCAGUGUGUGAGAGUGCAGAGAGAGGUUUUGAGCCAAGGAGGAGUUAAGCUCCCAGUGGUUCACAACUAUGGGCAUGGGGCAGGUGGCUUUUCAGUGCACAGGGGCACAGCCAAAGAGGCUGCUCACUUGGUGGAAGAGUGCAUUUCUGCUCUGCAAGACUCCUCAUCGAGGGCCAAACUUUGAAUCCCAGAGGCUCUUUUUCCAUUUACAGCUAGUGCUGCAUCUCCUAGCAGCAGCUUGGACUUUAAGUCCAUUACUGUAUAGAAGGGAACUAAGUCAACAUCUUGUUCCAGUGUACAUACUCAGUGGUAUUUUUAACCACCUUGGAAAGGCAUGAUGUGUUGAUCCAUGUAUUAGCCCAGCUGAUCAUCUCCUCCAUCUGCCCUAGGCAUUUGUCCUAGUCUCAUGUGAAGAAGACAAGAUACAUAAAUACUCUUCACAUAAAAGGGAUCAUGUUGCUGCAGUAUAAUACAAAUAACACCAAUUUAGCAUUUCUGCCCCUGCAUCUAAAGGGUGUCAGAUGCAGUAGGCUCAGAUUCAGUAAAAAUAGGUUGUCUCCUCUUGUACCAAAUCUAAUCUAGAAUUGCCUUUGUUUCUGCCACCUUGCUAACAAAUUUUAUCAUUGUCUAUAUGAUUUAAAAGGAAAAGAAAACCCCAUGCAGUGCUGCAUUACAGUGCUCCAGGUCAGCUCCUAUAGAAAGCAGCGUUAGGUCAGUGUCACACACAGUGACCAGGCAAGUGUGAUUUUAAGAGCAGGUCUAUGAUACCCAUCACUGCAUUUGCUCAUAUUGCACCUCAGGGAACUCAAAGUUUCUGCUAAUAUUGCCCCACAUGAGCUACAGUUUUGUGCGUCUUUUCUCACGCUAGUUUGCAAAUCUGUUUUUUUCCUUCAAGGCCCUCAGAUUUUGCUCUCAGACACCAAUGAUUUCCCCCCAGGCCCUCCUCUCCUCCCCCACAAAGCAACAUUGAUAUGGCCUUUGUUCUACUGAAGAGGAUUUUUCAGAGUGGGCUGGGGAAUGCAGCAUCCCUUUUCUACUUCACAACAACACUGUCUGCUUUCCUUGCAACAGCUGAUAUGAAUAAAUUGGAGACAAACCAACAAGGAUUCUAACACCAGCAUCGGUUUUGUAGAAGAGCCAUUUAAGACUAGAUAAACACUCUAAGAAAAAAAUUUGUCUGUAACUGGACAUGAGCAAGCUCCUCUGCUGUAAGAAAGCUGAGUCCUCUGCUGACUCCAUGGCAGAGGCUCUGCUGGGCUUUACACUUCCCUCAGCAAUUCAAGCCCUUUGAUGUGUCUGAAGAUAAUCACUCCCCAAAACUGGAUCUCACCAUCAAAGUACAGGUCUGACUCGUAGUGAUUAAAUGACUCAUUAAAUCUUUAAUGGCACACUUGAGAGUGUUAUCAUCCAUUUUUGUCUUGUUUUUUUGUCCAUAGAAUUACAAAACCAUUAAAAUCCUUCAAUAAUUCCAGUGAUUAAAAUUAACUGAUAAAUAAAGUUCUAAUAAUGGAGCAAAGGUCA